Molecule: messenger RNA, 2332 nt
Organism: Juglans microcarpa x Juglans regia
Lineage: Eukaryota; Viridiplantae; Streptophyta; Magnoliopsida; Fagales; Juglandaceae
Product: NAC domain-containing protein 7
Exons: 4
Coding region: 731-1888 (385 amino acids)
Biological process (GO): regulation of DNA-templated transcription
Molecular function (GO): DNA binding
Source: RefSeq, a predicted model, not a curated record
CCUCUCUCUCUCUCUCUCUCGGCAGCGUCAAAGAACAGAACAUUCUUUUCUGGUCUUUUUCAGUUGCUGGUGGGAGGUGCUGGAAGUUGUCACCUCUCUCUCUCUCUCUCUAAAUUUCUGUCUUUCUCUGUCUACAUUUCUCUCAUUAUCUUUCUUCCUUUCUUGAGCCACUUUAGCGCCUCCAUUUUUUCGCGCAAAGCUUUUGCAGCAAUCAAGCUCCCCUUGAAAGGUGAGGAGGGAGAAACUUUGAGAAGGAUGGAUCAUUAGGGCAUGUGUUUGUUUUGUUUGUGUUUGCUUCCUAUUUAACCCUACCUCUUCUCUGUACUUCCAUUCCACAUACAUCGAUCUCCCCUUUUACCUCACUUUCCUUAACUUCGGUUUUUUUUCAUGAUAUCCUCGGGAUCUGCUCUCUCUCUCUCUCUCUCUCCGUGGAUAGUUUUCAUGUGGGUACAACAGUUGCGGUUCAGUUCAAUUCCCGAGGGUCACUUCAAUCCUAUGCAUCUUUCUUGUUUGCUAUUUUCUUGUCCCCUUUCUGUCUGUUUUUCUUUGUCUGGUACUUCAGUUGGUUUGUAAAAGUUAAAAAAGGGUGACGAAAGAAAUCUUAAAGUCUUUUGGCUUUAAGCUGAUUGGUCGAUACGAGGUUGGACACAACCAGAUCGGAGGAGUUGUUACUUUGGACAGAAAGUGCUGUAAAAGAUUUUCAAGGUCUGAUCAAGUUCUUGGGAGAAAUAUGAAUGCGUUUUCACAUGUUCCUCCAGGCUUUAGAUUCCACCCGACAGAUGAAGAACUUGUUGAUUAUUAUCUGAGGAAAAAGAUGGCUUCUAAAAGGAUUGAUCUAGACGUCAUCAGAGAUGUUGAUCUUUACAAAAUUGAACCAUGGGAUCUUCAAGAACUAUGCAAACUUGGAACUGACGAUCAGAAUGAAUGGUAUUUCUUUAGCCAUAAAGAUAAGAAGUAUCCAACUGGGACUCGCACAAAUAGAGCUACAAAAGCAGGAUUCUGGAAAGCUACUGGAAGAGACAAGGCCAUUUACUCUAGGCAUAGCUUGAUUGGCAUGAGAAAAACUUUAGUAUUUUAUCAAGGACGAGCCCCUAAUGGCCAAAAGUCAGAUUGGAUCAUGCAUGAGUAUCGACUAGAAACAAACGAAAAUGGAACCUCUCAGGAAGAAGGAUGGGUUGUAUGCAGAGUGUUCAAGAAGCGAAUGACAGCAAUGAGGAAAGUGGGCGAGUAUGAGUCCCUUUAUAACUGGUACAAUGAACAGGUCUCAUUUGUGCCCGAACUUGAUUCCCCAAGGCGAGUUUCUCACCCCUUCAAUGCAUCCUACGCCCAGCACCACCACUAUCAUCACUGCAAGCAAGAGCCUGAUCAUCAUGAUCAGUUGCAAUAUAAUAUGCCUCAUCAUCAUCAUGAUCAUGCUUUCCUCCAGCUCCCACACCUAGAAAGCCCUAAACUUCCACAGUACUCAGCCACCAGCGUAAGUUGUAACUCAAAUAUAGUUCCCUAUGCUUGCUUUGAUAGGAACAGGACUGGAAGCGCUUUGCAGUCCUCGAACCUCACGCAAGAUCAAGAACAACAACACAUGAUGCAGAUCAAAGCUGGCCAUCAGCAGAACAUGAUCAAUUCAUCUUACUGUAAUAACGAGCAAGCGGUGGAACAGGUGAGUACUGCAGAUUGGCGUGUCCUUGACAAAUUUGUUGCAUCUCAGCUCAGCCAUGAUCAUCAGGAUUCUUCCAAGGACACGAAUCAUUCUAGUGCAGCUCAUGUCUUUCAUGUGGCUGAACAUAUGAACAUGUUAUCGGACAAUUAUCAUGACUCCAAAAGACCAGAAAUUACCGAGGAGUUUGCCUCCACAUCUGCCUCCAGUUGCCAAAUUGACAUGUGGAAGUGAAAACGUACGUACAAGAUCACGUAGAUGAUGAUGCAUGCAUACUAAUCUCAAUAGGGAGUACAGUUUGAAAAACGAUCCUGCAGACAUGUACAUAAUAAAACAAAACCGGUAUUGCUUUAGCUAUAUUUGGACUUUGGAUCGGUGGCGCCCUAGCUUUGUGUUGAAUAUUGAUACAGGGCAACUAGCUAGGUACGUAGACCAGAGUACAUAUACCUACGACAAAUAAAAUAUUAGUGCUUAAUCUACGUGAACUUAUGCUCGAGAUCAACUGUUGGAACUAUCUCCAAUAUCGGAGAAUAUUGAAUAUUGUAAUUUCCCUUAAUAUUAUUACAAAUAUGAGCUUAAUCUGCAUGAUCUGCAUGGGAAGGUUUAUUAAUUUAUAUGUAACUCUUGCCUUAUUAUGUAACAGGGCAAGCAUCUUAAUUUAUGCAAGAAGUAUUUAUA